UCACACAUUUCCUGAAAACGCCCCGUAAAUGAGACGGGGGGGGGGGGGACUUUAGUGACUCUGAAUAAUAGAAAAAUAAUAAUAUUAGAGUGGCGCUGUUGUUUAUUCAGUAAAGGUGGGUUGGGCACAAGCUAAAAUCUGCGCCAUAACUUUUCUGCCUCUCUCUCUCAUUCUCUUUCUCCUCCUCCUCUCGCUCUCACACGCACACGCACUUACACAGCCUUCACUUCAGCGUCUGCUGCCACAGUUUCCUCCGUCACAACAACAACCACCGACCAAGGUCAGUGACAGUGACCGCCCACGGGAUCUGUCAACGCGGUGCAAAACCCUCUACGGAACCCUGGGAAGGCAGGGCAGAGUCGCCUGCAGUACCAUUGGAGUCGGAUACAAGAGUUGAGAGCACCACGACUUUGCAUUGCAGUGUGGAUAGAGAAAGAAGUCCGGACAGGAAGGCAGAGAGCCGACCAUGAAACUGUAAACGUAUUUUUUAUCCGUUCUUUUUAAAUAAAAAAAAAGGAUUUGGAAGAAGUACAAUCAUGUUGGGAAAUCAAGGAACAUACGCUACCAAGAAGAGGAAGAAGCCUGCUUUGAAACCAAAGAAAAUCUCUGAGAGCAAUGAGGUUGUUAAAUCAAACCCUUCAAAACGACACCGGGAUCGACUGAAUUUGGAGCUGGACCGGCUGACGGAUCUCCUGCCCUUUACCAAUGAUGUCCGCUCUCGUCUAGACAAACUGUCAGUUCUUCGACUCAGUGUGGGAUACCUGAGAGUCAAGAGCUAUCUUAAAGCGUCCACUAAAACCAACGGCAACAGUCUGACGUUUCCUGCGCCGAAUGGAAAAAACGGACAGAAUGGGAUGAACAUGGAUACUGCAGAAUUUUCUGAGGGAGACCUUCUGCUCCAGGCACUAAAUGGAUUUGUGAUCGUCAUCACCUCCGAUGGUUUGGUGUUUUAUGCCUCUACCACCAUUAAGGAUUACCUGGGCUUUCAUCAGUCAGAUGUGGUUCAUCAGAGUGUGUUUGACCUCAUUCACACCGAUGACCGGGACCUCUUCAGAGAGCAGCUGCACUUUGCUAUGAAUCCUUCACCAGCUGGAGCUGGUGGAAAUGGCCUCCAGGGGACGACCAUGUUGUACAACCCCGAGCAUCUUCCUCCAGAAAACUCCUCCUUUCUAGAGCGAAGCUUCAUGUGUCGUUUCCGCUGCCUUUUGGACAACUCCUCUGGCUUUCUGACCUUGAAGUUCCAGGGGCGACUGAAAUACCUCUAUGGCCAAAAAGACAAUCAAAGCAACAAGUUUCAGCUGGCACUUUUUGCCAUUGCUAUACCUAUCCAACCUCCCUUGAUUGUGGAGAUUAGAGCGAAAAUGCUUCUUUUUCAAACAAGACACAAACUGGAUUUUACACCUACAGGCAUCGAUUCCAGGGGAAUGGUUGUUUUGGGCUAUUCAGAGAUUGAAAUCAGCAUGAAAGGCUCUGGCUACCAGUUCAUCCACGCUGCUGAUAUGAUGCACUGUGCCACCAAUCACAUGCGCAUGAUUAAGACUGGUGAGACUGGACUGACAGUUUUCCGGCUCCUCAGUAAGUCCAACAAAUGGGUGUGGGUGAAGUCCAAUGCCAAGUUGAUCUACAAAGGAGGGAGACCGGAGUUUAUCAUUGCAUACCAGAAAGCCAUAGAAAACACAGAGGGUGAGGAAUAUUUGCGCCAGAGGAAGAUGGAAAUUCCCUUUAGCUUAUCCACAGGAGAAGGCGUUCUCUACAACACGGGCCCCACGGUGGACCUCUCUGUGUAUCAGUUCAACAAGAAAUUCAGCACAGAAGGCAUGAGCAAGGAUGUGUCACCUGGUUCCUUGGUGGACUGCUUUUUGAAGCAGGAUGAAGAAGUGUACAGUGAGUCAUUGGAGCCCCCUCCGACUGUGGAUCAGGUGUUCAGUGAAAGCAGGGCCCUGGUCACUGUUCAAAAUGACCCGUGGCAGGAGGGUGGUGUGGUCAACCCAACGGGCACCAACAUGGUUGUGAAAAAGGAGGCCAAGCAGUCUGUGAUGGCUGUGAUCGACAACCUGGAAAGAUUAGUCCAAAGUGGCGACUUUUAUGGGGCACUUCAAAACAUGGACGUUAGCAGUGACGAGCUAAGGGAGUGGGAAAGCGCUCUGAAGGGGCUGGGUCAUGAUGAGGAUCAACAAAACAAAGUCAAGUCUGACCUGGACAGCAUGCUCACCAAUGAUAUUUUUGACUACAUUGACAGCAUUUUGUUACAGGAGAAAGGAGGUGACAGUGUGAACUCAAUCAAUCGACCCAACCUGUUCCCGCCCGUUCCCUCCGAGCUCUGUGGAUCAGGAUUGUUUAAGACCCAAAGUCCUAAUCACGGUUUCUCGCCAAAGAAUGGACUCUACAUUCACCAGGAGAACCCCGUGCCAACUAUCAUGGAGACUUCUCCGAUUGUAAAUGGCACACAGAAACUCACCCACCAAGGACCUCUGCCUAAACACGCUAACGACAACUUGCCCCAACUUCAAGAACUACAGCUUCAAGAUAUCUUCAGCCCAUCCAUCGAAAUUCCAGAGAUUGUCCCUUGUGCCGUAAACGGUGACUCCCUGGCCCCCUUGCAGUCUUGUGCGCAGGGAGCCUACAGCCACAUUGAGUGUCCGCAGGGGAUUUCUGGACAGACACAGUCAAAGCAAUGCACAGUUUGGCCACAGAACGGUUUAAAGUCCCCUCAAAUAUCGAUGAAUGGCCACAUGCCACAGAGCUCUGUUCAACCUCCAAACCAUAUGGCACCUGGCAUGCUGGAUAUUUUGCCACCCCUAAUUCCUUGCAAAGACUUAAGUAUCUCCCCUGCUCCUAACAUUACCCUCCCUUUUGGCGCACCUUGCCCACAACAAAUGUCUUCUGUUGACACCCAUAAGAUUCAGCAGUGGCCGCAGGGCAAGCAGCAGAAGUUGCCUUGCAAUGGCGCCUUACAAACUGGACACGCACCAAUGCCAGUUUGUGAUGGACAGUCUUUACAAAGCCAAACAUUCCCGCAAAACAGUCCCUGGCAGAGCAGCAGCAUGAGCCACAUUCAGCAGGGAGGGAUGGCUUGUGGCCAGGCAGCUACUGAGGGGAACUGCAUUUUCAACCAGCACUUUUCCUCCACCCCAGCAGGGGCCGACAUGCUGGCCCUCUCUGGAAGCUCAAUCUUGAGGGAGCCAGAAACACCUCUCAGUCAUAGUGCUCUUCAAGGUUUACACUGCUUCCAGUGGAGACAAGUUGAGUCAACGUUAAGCACUUCAGCCAUCACUUUGGACAACGUCAAUGUCUUUUCAGCCACCGAGCAGGCUCUUAAAGUACAGCAAUUCAAGGAAAACCACCAACAAACACAGGUGAACGAGUUCAUUCUAAAAUACAGUGGAACCUCCAGUUACGAGGAUAAUCCGUUCCAGGACCGAGCUCGUAUCUCGAAUCAUUUUUUCCCCUAAGAAAUAACAGAAAAAAAAUUAAUCCAUUCCGGCCCCUUGAUUCCGUAGUGUACCUUACACGUACACUACGAAACUUACAUAAACUUAACAUUUACUUACACUUCUUUUUUUUUUACUUUAGGAUGGUACAUAUCGUGGAUGUACUGCGAUCUUAUGUGCGUGCUCUAUCACUUAUGUUGGGACCACACUCAUAUAUAUUGACUCACCACCAUCCUUACCACUCGUGAAGAAUAAUCCACAAAAUAGAGAGAAAAUCAUGGAAGCGAUACUUACUGAAGUCGACGAACAUGUGAAGUGAACAAGUGAAGCGGCGUGGGCUGCUCCGAGUGCUUGGCCACCUAGCGUCGGCGUCUGUAAGCGUGCUCGUAUCUCAAAUCUUUACUCGUAUCUCGCAGCAAAAAUUUGCUCGAGUGCUUGCUCGUAUCCCGAAAUACUCGUCGUUGAGACGCUCGUAGGUUACACUGUAUCUUUGAAGUUAUAUUUCAAUACAGGCAUGUCAUGAUAUUUACUGACGAAAUUUAGAAUUAAAUUGGAUUUAAUAAUAUCCUGACACUAUUUUUUCAUUCUGUGAAGGUGGAGCUCAAACAAACAUUAUGUUUACAAAAAUACUCCAUUUAGUAAGAUUCUAAAAAUCUUUUUUUUUUCUUUUUCGUCUACAACAGGAUGAAAGACUCUUAGCAGAACUCAAUGGAAUUUUCGCCACACCUCCUCACGAUGUCACCACGUACCUGGCAGAGUAGAGCCAAUCACGGGGGCCAGAGGGGAGGGAAUAACGCACAACGUGUAACAGUGCUUUACCUUUAGACUCGCAGUUUCUUUUUUUGUCAUGUGAGCUUUCUUAUGUUAUAUAUUUUUUUCAGGCUGUAAUGUUUAAAACAGAGCUGUUGUUUUGUCAGUUCCUGGUGAAGAUACAGUAUAGUAAUUUGAAAAAAACAAAAUAAUGAAGUAUGACGCUGAAAGUGCCUGUAUCAUGGUGGAGCUUGAUCCAGCUAGUAGCACUGGUCAAGGGAAUCCAAAUAGCCAAAGACAUCUACGUUCUAUACACUCAUAUGUUUUUAUAUAUAUAUAUAUAUAUAUAUAUAUACAUAUAUAUAUAUAUAUGUGGCUGAAGGAUGGCUUGUUUCGAUACUCAGGAUCGGUAUUGGUCAAAAUUUCAGGAUUGAACAUUGAAAGAAAACAACUUUAACCCGUACAAUCUGAUAACCUGACCCCAAAUGCUCAACUUAAAUUUGCACGACAUGCUGUAAACAGCAAUGGCAGCCCCUGGAAAUGCUGGAGGAGAAAAGAAGGUAUCAGAUUGAUCUCUGUAUCCACAGAUACUACAAAAGUUGCGGGUAUCAGACAUAAAAAAAGAUGUAUCAAGCCAUUCCUAAUAUAUAUGUAUAUGUGUGUGCGCGUGUGAGGGUAACCACAGUCAUCAUGUUGUCCCUGGAUAUUUAGGACACUUAUGUCCCAUAAUCCUUCACUUUAAACGUGUGAUUUAUAUGUAAACUUAAGAACAGUCACUGAAAGUGACAUCUACCUGAAAACACAGCUGUACAAUCAAUACAGGUUAAACUCUCUGUAAACCAUGAAAACCAUAAAUGUGGUUGAUAUAUAUUCUAUAAAAAAACAAUUUGUACUUUGUUGUAUAUUCUAUAUUCAUUUUUUUAAGUAAGUUUGUGUUGGCUGACAAAAGAAACCCAUAGGAACAGAAUGAGACAAUUUGUCUGUGUAGGAAGAGGGGAAAUGGCUUUUUUUAGAUUUACACAUUGGGCUGCUGCUGCGCCUGCGCCUGCGGCUGCUGCUGCUGCCGCUGCUGUCGUAAAUGCCAGUGUCUACAUUUAGUGCAUUGUUACUUCUUUUUUUAAGUGUCUAAACAGGAAAGAAGUAACGCCGCAGAAGCGUUUGUGUGAGUGAACUUUACACGUCCCAUCUGUGAAAUCCAAAUUUGUGUAGUUAUUGUUUAGUAGGUAAAAGAAAAUACUUACUACAGUGGACUUAAAGUCAAUUUAUUCACUUGCUAGGAAUCUACAGAUUCUAGAUCCUAGAACUUUAAACAGAGCAAUGUAAUUGCUCCGAGCCAGGUUAACCAAGUAAUGGCUAACGCAUUAAGCUACAUAAUUAAAAAUAUCCAAGUGAUCACUUAAAGUGAGGUCUGGAUUUUCUAAUGUUGCGCAACCAUAAAAGUAAGCCAAAAUGACUCAAACAAACCAAAAAGAGGAGCCAGAAAAAGACCUAGACUUUAACCAACUACAGUUGCAGCAAAAUAUCUGAGAUUAGUUCCAACCCAAAUUUUAACGAAUAGUUCACAACACAAAUCGGUAACUAAAAGUUAGCCAAGAAUGGCUAAAAGUUGUAUCAGAAUUAUAAAAUACAAGCAAAAAAGGACAUGAUUUAGCCAGGACAGGUGAAAGUUUAAACUAAAUUAGCACUUAAACCCAGAAGACAAUGCAAAUACUUUGGUGGAAUAAUAUGAUGGAUGACUUUUUAAAAUAAAUGAAUAUAUUAGAAUGAAUAUAUUAGGACACAAGUCAAUGGAUGAUCAGAAACCAUACAUGAUCCAUGACUGGAUCCUGAACCGCAGUUUAAAUACGCCUGCUCUAAAAUACUUCUGUUACUACAGCCAUGUUAUAAAUGUUUGAAAACACUAAGAUAUUUAAGUGUAUUUUCUUAAUACACCAAUAGGGAAUAAAUUAGGGAUAAAAUAAUAAUAUAGUUUUCUUUCUUUUUUUUUGCACAAACUUCUGAUAAAGCCAUCCUUCAUGUCUGAAACCAAAAACUUUUAUCUGCCUCCACUUCUGCUGCCGCUCUGCUUCUGAGAGGCUUUUACCAAAAACUUUCCAAACGUAUCCAUAUUUAUGCAUCUACCUUUACAUUCAUUGCCUCACAGCCAUGUACAGUAUUUGGUCUCAUGUCUUCUUGCUUGAUAGGCAGCCGUUAAACUAUCAUUAUACAGUACAUUGUAAAUAUACAUAUAUUUGUGCCUUGUAUUCAAACGUUUUCUUCACCAGCUCUUGAAUUUUUUGGCCAAUCCAUGCACUACAGUUUCUGUAAAUUAUUCAAGUUGUUUCCUUGAAUGCAUUUCAAGGCUGGUUCAAGGAAUUUCCCCGGAGUUAUUUUUUUUUUCCGCAACUAGGAACCAACAUCCUUAACAAGGACGAAAAAAAAUAUAUCAGUUUGUGUAGAGAUUAAUUAAAGAAACAAACUCAUGCAAGGACUUUAUUUUUUCCAAGAGUUUGGAGAAAUGACCAGGAUUAUUGUCUGUUUUUCCUAUUUUGACUCCUGAGCCUUGAAAUGGCAGCUUGAUCAUAUUUCUGUCAUACUAUGGGAAAAUCACACAGUAUUUUUAACUUUUCCUAUUUACCCAGGAUUAUACUAUGAACGUAGCCACCUAGAUCUUAAUCCUGCUGGCUUUCUUCAAACUAGAACCUCCUUCGCCCCCCUUGUGGAGAAUCUCUUCAUUUAAGUCAGACUCUAUGUUGCUUAAUAAGAACAUCUGCUAAACAACCCCAUGUCAGGCUCUCCAGACGCGUCAUGACCCUAAAGAUCGUACAUCAUGGUGAUGUUGAUACUUUUGACAACUAACACGUGCCUUGACAGUUACCUGUUUUUAUGUUAUUUCUACAAGAACUACUCACUUCCAUGUAAUACUCAUCCAUUUAGCCAAAAACAUCCUAUUUUAUAAAUAUAUAUAUGUACAAUAAUCCAAUGUAUGCUUAAUAAAUAACCACCUUUUGUCUACUGUUAAAUGCUCUUUUUCAUAUUAAUAUCUGUGUGCAAUGAUUA
This is a messenger RNA of Cynoglossus semilaevis (tongue sole), 7220 nucleotides long. RefSeq names its product aryl hydrocarbon receptor-like. Gene Ontology annotation, biological process: regulation of transcription by RNA polymerase II; xenobiotic metabolic process; response to xenobiotic stimulus. The transcript is spliced from 10 exons. Gene Ontology annotation, cellular component: aryl hydrocarbon receptor complex; nucleus. Bases 537 to 3452 code for a protein of 971 amino acids. Gene Ontology annotation, molecular function: nuclear receptor activity; transcription cis-regulatory region binding; protein dimerization activity. The record is from RefSeq and is a predicted model, not a curated record. NCBI's taxonomy places the organism in Eukaryota, Metazoa, Chordata, Actinopteri, Pleuronectiformes, Cynoglossidae.